AUGCCCAUCAUCCUCUUUGAAGCAAUGCAUGAAGCAAACUACUCUGUGGUGUCUGAGUUUGUCUUCCUGGGACUCUCCAACUCAUGGACAAUCCAGCUGUUCCUCUUCCUCUUUUCCUGUGUGUUCUACGUGGCAAGUCUGUUGGGAAAUUUUCUCAUUGUGCUAACUGUAACUUCAGACCCCCAUUUACAGUCCCCUAUGUACUUCCUAUUAGCCAAUCUUUCCUUUCUUGACUUGAUAUUUUGCUCCUCCACGGCACCCAAGAUGAUUUACGACCUUUUCAGAAGGCACAAAACCAUCUCUUUUGGGGGCUGUAUCACUCAGAUCUUUUUCAUCCAUGCAGUUGGAGGCACUGAGAUGGUGUUGCUCAUAGGCAUGGCUUUUGAUCGAUAUGUUGCCAUAUGUAAGCCUCUUCACUACCUGACCAUCAUGAGUCCACAAAAGUGCAUUCUAUUUUUAGUUGCUUCUUGGAUUAUUGGCUUCAUCCACUCAGUGACUCAGUUGCUUUUUGUGGUAGACUUACCCUUCUGUGGCUCUAAUGAAUUAGACAGCUUUUUCUGUGACCUUCCUCGGUUUAUUAAACUUGCUUGUAUGGACACCAAUGCACUGGAAUUUAUGGUUACUGCCAACAGUGGGUUCAUUUCUGUAGCCUCCUUUUUAAUUCUGAUCAUCUCUUACAUGUUUAUUUUGAUGACUGUUCAAAAGAAAUCUUUGGGGAGUUUAGCCAAGGCCCUCUCCACUCUGUCAGCUCAUGUCAUGGUGGUUGUUUUGUUCUUUGGACCCCUAAUCUUCUUCUACAUGUGGCCAUUUCCAACAUCACAUCUGGAUAAAUUUCUUGCCCUCUUUGAUGCAGUUAUUACUCCUUUUCUAAAUCCAGUAAUUUAUACACUUAGGAAUAAAGAUAUGAAGGUGGCAAUGAGAAGACUAUGCAGUCAGUUUAUUAACUACAAUAAAAUUUCUUAA
Peromyscus californicus insignis is the source of this 963-nucleotide messenger RNA. RefSeq names its product olfactory receptor 4F6-like. The transcript is spliced from 2 exons. Gene Ontology annotation, molecular function: olfactory receptor activity; G protein-coupled receptor activity. Bases 1 to 963 code for a protein of 320 amino acids. Gene Ontology annotation, cellular component: membrane. Gene Ontology annotation, biological process: G protein-coupled receptor signaling pathway. NCBI's taxonomy places the organism in Eukaryota, Metazoa, Chordata, Mammalia, Rodentia, Cricetidae. The record is from RefSeq and is a predicted model, not a curated record.